UCAAAAAACUCACUUGACCUCACCAGAAGUUGUGUGCCCUUACAUGUAACGUCUUCUAAUUUCCUAGACCUCUACCAUAGAAGAUAGAACUUUCAUUGGAUACCUUUGCAGAUUCAAAGAUCCUUCAGCAGUUGUACGUGGAAUCAAAUUGUGAGCCAUAUAGCAAAGGGUAUCAUGUCAGAGGAUUUCCAGGAGGAACCUGCACAUGAAGUAGAAGGGCCAUUUGAAAGCAGGCUGCAGACAUCUCAUCCAUUACCAGAUGGCCUGGGAGCACAAGUGAUAGCUCUCUUCACGAGUACUUUUCGCGAACCAAAGAAGAUAGAUAAUAAAAUUCCACCAAAAGUACAAGCAACAACACCUGCUAAAUGGGCUCAGAGUGCUCCAACUCAAGAACGUACAAAUAUAUCUAGCGAUGUACUAAGAAAAGAUCAGAAGGAUGUUACACAUACUCCAGAAAACAAUGCCACAGCAACACCAACUAUCAUAAACACCAACCUAGUUCCGUACGUGACACUACAUCUUGCUGCUCUGAAUGGUGACUGGAUGACUGCUAGAAAUUUCUUGCAAUUACAGCCAGAAGCUGUGAGGGCUAAGAUCACAAAGGGUUCAGAAACUGCUCUUCACAUUGCAGCUGGGGCAAAACGUACACUUUUUGUUGAGGAGCUAGUAAAAUGGAUGACACCAAAUGACCUUGAAUUGAAGAAUGAUGUAGGAAACACCGCCCUUUAUUUUGCUGCUGUAUCUGGUAUCAAAAGGAUUGCUGAGGUAAUGGUGGAUGUUAACCCAAGAUUACCUCAGAUCCGAGGUACUAAAGAUCUAACACCUCUUCAUAUGGCUACAUUGCUAGGCCACAAAGAAAUUGUAUGGUAUCUAUACGAUAAGACAAUUUUGACAGAACAAGAUUACAUAGGGCUUCUUAUUUCUGCCAUAACAGCAGAUCUCUAUGAUGUAGCACUGGAUAUAAUUCAAAAGCACCCUGAAAUGGCUUUUGCUCGAGAUAGAAAUGGAGAGACAGCACUACAUGUAUUGGCUCGAAAGCCUUCAGCAUGUUAUAGUGGAAGUCAGCUGGGAUCUUUGCAACGAUGGAUAACUUCGUAUGUGGCUAUGGAUAUAGUUGAACAACACCCUGAAAUGACUUCUGUUCAAGAUGAAAUUGUGGAUACUACACUCCAAAUAGUGGAGCCUUCGGCAUGUUAUAGUGGAAAUCAGCUGGGACUUUGGAAACGAUUGAUAUUAUCUGUCCCCAAUAUCCAGGUCUCAUACGACAAAAAGUUGAAUCAUAUGCAAGCAACUGAACUUGUGAAGCUGCUUUGGAAAAAAGUUUUGACACUAGGGAGUGAUUUGGGGAUAAAUGAUUUGAUCAAUGUACCCUCUCGCUUAUUGUUUACUGCUGCUGAAUUGGGGAAUAUAGAGUUUCUCAUUAUACUUGUUAGAUCGUACCCCAGUCUCAUUUGGCAAGUUGAUGAACAAAACCGAAGCAUAUUUCAUGCUGCAUUGAUUCAUCGACAGGAAAAAGUUUUCAAUCUCAUUUAUGAAUUAGGCGGUCUGAAAGACUUAAUAGCCUCUUAUAAAGAUAUAAACAACAAUAACAUGCUUCAUUUGGCUGCACGAGCAUCUCCAAAUCGACUAAGUAUUGAUACAGGGGCAGCAUUGAAAUUGCGAAGAGAGUUGACUUGGUUUAAGGAGGUGGAGAAGAUUGUCCAGCCAUUAUACAAAGAAAUGAGGAACUCAGAUGGAGAAACACCUCAACUUCUUUUCACCAAGGAACACAAGGAACUACUACGACAAGGAGAAGAGUGGAUGAAGGGCACUGCAUCAUCAUGCAUGGUUGUGGCAACUCUUAUUGCCACUGUAAUGUUUUCUGUCUUCUCCACUGUCCCCGGUGGCAACAACAAUAACACAGGCAUUCCCAUAUUCCUUAAAUCAAGGGCCUUCACGGUUUUUGUCAUAUCAGAUUCAAUAUCCCUCAUCUCAUCGACCACUUCAAUCUUGAGUUUUCUGUCCAUUCUUACAUCACGCUACACUGAAGGAGAUUUUCUCAAUUCAUUACCGAAUAGAUUGAUCGUGGGGCUUGCUACCUUAUUUAUCUCUAUGGCUACAAUGAUGAUGACAUUUGUUGCCACACUUCUUAUGGUUCUUGGCCCUGGAUUUCAUGAGAUAAAAUUUCCAGUUGCUUUGGUUGCUGCAGUUCCAGUUGGUUUCUACGCGUUACUACAGUUUCCUCUUCUAACAGAUAUGAUCUGUCAUGCUUAUAUCUCAAGAGUUUCUUUUCGUCCAUGCAACCACCUCCUGCACUAGAUAUAUACCGAAAGUACUUUUUUACUCGAUGUGUUUGUGUAAAUAUAAUUGUCACGACUAAAGAUAAAUGUAAGCGUAUGUAUGUAUGGCACUAAUAUUGGGAAUUUUAAAUUUUUAAUCAAAAUUAACUCUCCGUUUACUCUC
Molecule: messenger RNA, 2442 nt
Organism: Rosa rugosa (rugosa rose)
Lineage: Eukaryota; Viridiplantae; Streptophyta; Magnoliopsida; Rosales; Rosaceae
Exons: 8
Coding region: 175-2298 (707 amino acids)
Molecular function (GO): protein binding
Source: RefSeq, a predicted model, not a curated record